This is a messenger RNA of Solanum verrucosum, 1199 nucleotides long. Its product is annotated as vesicle-associated protein 1-3. The coding region runs from base 167 to 889 and encodes 240 amino acids. Gene Ontology annotation, cellular component: endoplasmic reticulum membrane; plasma membrane. The transcript has 8 exons. The record is from RefSeq and is a predicted model, not a curated record. Gene Ontology annotation, biological process: endoplasmic reticulum membrane organization. Lineage: Eukaryota; Viridiplantae; Streptophyta; Magnoliopsida; Solanales; Solanaceae.
AAAUCUCAUAAGAUUACCUAAAACAAGCCCAGAAAAUAAUUAAUUUCAUUUUCCUCAUUGUCAGGUUCUUCGGCGCUGACUAAAAAUCUCCGAUCAUUCUCAGUGAAGAACAAAACAAUAAAAAUAAAACUCUAGAUAAGUUUGGGUAAUUGGUUUAGACGUAGCCAUGACCACCGGUGAAUUCAUCAAUAUUUAUCCCACAGAGCUCAAAUUUCCAUUUGAGUUGAGGAAGCAGAGUGCAUGUUCUAUGCAAUUAAGUAACAAGACUGAUCAAUACAUUGCAUUCAAGGUUAAGACGACCAACCCCAAGAAGUACUGUGUUAGGCCUAAUGCUGGUGUUGUUUUGCCUGGAUCUUCAUGCAAUGUCACAGUUACAAUGCAAACGCAGAAAGAGGCACCUCCUGAUAUGCAGUGUAAGGAUAAGUUUCUAAUUCAGAGUGCUAUAGCACCCACUGGUACAACUAAUAAAGAUGUCACUCCAGAGAUUUUCAAUAGGGAGGAUGGAAAAGUUAUUGAUGAAUUUAAACUGAGGGUUGUUUAUGUUCCUGCAAACCCUCCCUCUCCCGUGCCAGAAGGGUCUGAAGAAGGUGGUUCUCCCAGGACAUCGUUGACUGAAGAUGAUAGUAAAAGCACUUCACUUCCAGAAGCAGUGUCACGAUCGUUGGAGGAGUCCAAAGCAAAAUCAUCCCCUUCAGAGGCAUGGUCUUUGAUUUCGAGGUUGACUGAUGAGAAAGCUUCUGCUCUUCAACAAAAUCAGAAAUUAUGUCAGGAAUUGGAGCUGGUAAGACAAGAAAUCAACAAAAGCAAUGCUGGUGGCGUCUCAAUGUUGUUUGUCGUGCUGAUUGGUCUUAUAGGUCUUUUGGUUGGGUAUCUGAUCAAGAAGACAUAGUUGGAAGGAGAUACUCUUUGGUUCAUUAGUUGCGUGCCCAGAAAAACUUAAACGGCAUUCGAGAAUUCUAUUUUUCCCCCUUUCUCUUCACAGACUUGUGCAUUAGAAGUAGGUCAUUAUGCAGUCAUCUAUCUAUAGUGUAAAAAUGUUAUUAGUCCAUUAUGGGCAUUCGAAGACUUGAUUCGAUUUGAUCUAGGGGUAGGUAAUGGAUACAACCUUCUUAUUCAUUUGACUUAUUUGAUUCUUGUGAACAAAUAUUCUUCAAAAAAUGCUUUUAUGCUUUUCUUGAAUUAUAAACUUUAUAUUCUUU